This is a messenger RNA of Odontomachus brunneus, 2250 nucleotides long. RefSeq names its product rac GTPase-activating protein 1-like (gene tum). The transcript is spliced from 11 exons. Gene Ontology annotation, biological process: signal transduction. The record is from RefSeq and is a predicted model, not a curated record. Lineage: Eukaryota; Metazoa; Arthropoda; Insecta; Hymenoptera; Formicidae. Bases 203 to 2128 code for a protein of 641 amino acids.
UAUUGAUACUUAACGGUCGUGGAAAAGAUGCGAUUUUCAAAUUCCGACCUCCGACAGUUUCGAUAUGAUGGCGUGAAGUAAUGUCGAUGUAAGAUCACAAUUUUGACAAUUUUUUACGAAGCUUUUGUAGGAGAAAAGAGAAAGAGGUAAUUUCAUCAAGUUGUUGAUACGUGUGGCGUAAAAGUUUACAAGAGAAACUAUAAUGAACGUCAGAAUGAAUUCAUCAUCACUUCUACCUGAUUAUGAUGAUAUGGUGAGAUGUACGAAUGUUCUAAUAAAUGGAUCUCCUGAAGAAGAAUGCAUAAAAUUAGCUCUUUCCCUAGAGGAAAUGAGACAAGAAUUGUUAAAGUCAGUACUUGAAUGCCAACGUUUUAAUUCAGCUUUGAAUAAAGCUCAACAUGAUAAUAUCAUUCUUGAAAAAAAAUUGUCUCAUGCCAGAAAAAACUUGGAAGAAGAAAAAUGUAGACGUCGUGCUGCCGAAGCUGAGAGAGAUUCAUUGGAGAGACAAAUUGCUACGAUCAGCAAAGUCUUGUUUAAUGAUGGUGGUAGAAAUCUAAAUAAUGAGACUAGAGAGAAAUUACAGUUUCUUAAUAGUACUACUUUGAAUCGUCAAAGUAACAUACAUAUGCAAGAUAUGCACAUUGAUAAACUUAACACAAUAGAAGAACUGGAUUCUACUGGUUCAAUACUGAGUGAUCUCAACUGCUUGUCAAAAACAGAAGAUGACUUAGACAUCAGUACUGUUUUACAAAAUCAGAAAAAGCAAGAAUUGAAAGAGCGACGAUCUAGUGGUGAAUAUCCCACAAAGAAACGUCGCAGUACAAUACAUAAAGUCACAGAAUUAAAUUCAUCUGAUAAGAUAGUAGCAACUACUACUGUAGUUAUGCCAAAAGAUGGUGCAAUUACUGCAUCAUCUACAAUUGAAGCUAUACCAGGUGAUGAAAAUGUAGAUCCCCAGACUCCUUUGCGUAACUCGCGUAAACGACGUAAGAGUAAUACUGAACGUGACAAAUCCAAAUUAUCACACAUAGAUACAAACGAAAUACCGAUGGAUACAGCGCCAUCAGCACCAAAAGCUGAUAUUCUGACAACCAGUUCAGACACAGAAGAUGUUUUUAAGCCAAGCCCACAUAUUGGUGGAUAUACUUUAAACACAAAAAUGCCUAAAACUCAUAGUUUUGAAGCCAAAACUGUUAAGAAAACUGUUAAGAAAGGAACUUGUACACCAUGUGGCAAAAGUAUCUGGUUUGGGAAAAUUGUACAGAAAUGCAAAGAUUGCGGAAUUAUUGCUCACACUGAGUGUAAGAGUUUCGCAUCACUGCCGUGUGUCCCAACGGGAAAUACACCUACAUUGCGCGGUACAUCUGUUACUAUAGCUGAUUAUACACCUAUGACACCACCAAUGGUGCCUUCUAUAGUAGUUCACUGUGUUAAUGAGAUUGAAUUACGUGGAAUGACGGAACAAGGUUUAUACAGAGUAAGUGGCGCAGCUGCUGAUGUUAAAUGUUUAAAGGAAAAAUUCCUGAAAGGGAAAGGUGCUCCGAAUCUUUCCAACGUUGAUAUUCCGACUAUAUGUUCUACUUUAAAAAAUUUUCUCAGAUCAUUACAUGAACCACUGAUUACUGUCAGUUUGAGGAAAGAUUUUGAGCGUGCAACGACGAAAAAGGAUAAACAAGAUAUUGAUGCUGCGCUUUAUCAAGCAAUUUCAGAACUACCGCAACCGAAUCGAGAUACCUUGGCCUUCUUGAUGUUACAUCUACAAAGAGUAUCAAGUAGUCCUGAAUGUGAGAUGCCCAUCAGUAGUCUCGCUAAAAUCUUUGGACCGACUUUAAUCGGUUACAAAUCCCAAAAACCAACUGAUAUGUUCAGUGAGACCAAGGAACAAGUUGCAAUAGUAGAAAGUUUACUUCAAAUCCCAUCUGAUUACUGGGAUAAUUAUGUGAAUCCUGCAAACAUAAAUGAUAUAUGCACUCCUAAGACAGGAGAAUUAAGGCAUACGCCGUCCACGGAAUCGCUUCUUAAGCGUACUACCUCCCGUGGUUUCUUUACUCCACUUACUGCAAGCCGUACUUUUGCGAGAAUAAACAAGAAGAAGUACUUUGCUACGCCACCUAGAGCAGGAUUUUAAUGAAUAAACGUAUGCUUGUUAUAUUAAUCAAACAGAAAAAUAUCUGAUCUAAUGUUUAACAUGUUUGUGUGUACCAUCUUCUUUUUCUAUUUUUUUUUUGUAAAUAUAUUUCUACAAAAUAA